This is a messenger RNA of Rhopalosiphum maidis (corn leaf aphid), 456 nucleotides long. RefSeq lists its product as uncharacterized. NCBI's taxonomy places the organism in Eukaryota, Metazoa, Arthropoda, Insecta, Hemiptera, Aphididae. The record is from RefSeq and is a predicted model, not a curated record. The transcript is spliced from 2 exons. Bases 1 to 456 code for a protein of 151 amino acids.
AUGAAUAUGUAUACCAAUAAAAGUGUACUAAUUGAUAACUGGUAUGAAGAUAAGUACGGUACAUUUCCAUCAAAGAAUGAAGGUAAUAGGGAAUCGACUUACCAAAAAGAUUAUCGCGAGCGCGUUUUGCCCAUCCGAGAUAACAAGGUUAUGCGAAAUAUAAGAGAAAGAGCAUUGGGGUUGCCAAUUAAAUUGUUUCGUGAGCAUGGUAUUCAUAACGUCUACAAUAAAAACAUGAGUUCCUUGUACGAUUUAAAUUGCAUGGCUGCUUACAAUCCACCAUGCUACAGACGUUACAAUUCACGGUCCGGACUCUGGGAACCUGAACAAAAUUUCACAGUUAAUUAUGGACCAGGACGAUGUGAAUUGUUGAAAAAAAAACAGAUAAUUUGGAACACUGUUACAAAAGAGUUUAUACCGAGUACUGAAUACCAAUGUAGUUAUACAAUAAGAUAA